AUGUCAGUAUUCUCUGACUGGGAGAAGAUGGUGUCCUCACUCCGGGCGAUGUGGAUGUUCAAGGAUGGGGUGAUUAUUUUCUGCACACCAUUCCUCCUCCUCCCGCUACCUCUGCUGAUCAGAACCACGGUAUGUGCCAAAGUUGUGUAAUGGAUUUAUUCCAGGGGUCCCUACCUCCUCUUGACACCAGCUAGGCCUACUCUUUCUGCUUUCUACACCAAGAAUAGGUUAUCGGAAUGACGAUUUAAAAUAUUUCACUAGCAGCCUACUAGUAGUCUAUCGUCUUUUUAGAUAUUUCAUAAAUUAUGCAUUAUUAUUUUGUGCACCUGACGCAUGUUGAUUUUGGCGUAAAUAUGUAUUUAGGCCUAGUUUCCCAACGCACACACUGGCGUUUUUCAUUACAGAAAGAAUCUCAAAGACUUGAAAAUAAAAAUAAACAAGCGUCAAAUAAAACAUGUAGCUACAUAACAGAGAGUAGGUCUGGACUACGACAAUUGUCACCUAGAGUUGAACGUUUUGACUGUCGCCUCCUACAGAUGGGGCGACAGUCAAGAGGGAUCCACAUAGUUUGAGCAAGGGGGGGGGGGGGGGGGGGGGGGGGGUUAGCUGGACCUUUGUAGAAUUUUGACUCAUUUUGAGUCAGACAAAAUCUUGUGUUCUCUACUCCAAGAACCUAGUUAGAUUUUAGUACAUUUUCUUUGAUUAAUCUCUCCUCUUCAUAAUUCUUCUUCUUCUGUGGAUUUUAUAUGGCGGUUGGCAACCAACUUUAAGGUACAUUACCGACACCAACUGGACUGAAGUGUGAACCUCAUUCAUCUUUCAAUCACCCAUGUGGGUUUAUGCUCAUAAAAACCAAUGAGUAGAUGGGAGAGGUGGGACUUGCAGCGUGUCAACCGUCUAAAAUAGAACCAAGUUCUAUUUUAGCGACUGGCAAUGCAGACGCCGUUGGCACGCGCAAGCAGAUUGGAUGAAAUGAUUGUGUAUGUGUACAUUUAUUUUGCAACACUCGAGCACACAAUGUGGCCGGUUUGGUCAGCAUGUAACUUUCAGAGGGGCACAAGGUCAGGACCUGGCAUGACACAUUCCUUCAGCUUGCGCCCGAGGUUAAUGUGGUGCUGAGCUCUCUUGUCUAACCCUUUGUUGUUGUUUUAACGACAGAGCUGUCCCGCUAACCUAUCAUGGAAACUACCGCUUUUGCGCUUGCUGCAGCAUUCAAGCGAUCUAGGCGCACUGGUCUUUCAACCGUGGAUAACAUGAGGACUAUAGAGUUCAAAAGUUUGUAGAGCAGAGGAGCUUCACACAGAGAUAAAUAAAUGCUUAAGUUAAAUACAUAAGCCUACUACACCAAAGUGCUAGUUCCAAUUAGACUACAAAAGUUGCAAACGUGUAGUUACCAAUUUGGUUCAGUGUGCCAUCAUCAGUGCUGAUGACCCAUCAUCAGUGUUGAUAUAGUCGGUGAUUCCCAGAAAUAUCCAUAGAGAUAUGUGGAAUCUGAAAAACAUCCCAGAUCCCACACUGACUGACUGGGUCACCCUGGCAACUGGAUCUCAGGGGUCUCCACAGCAGGUACCAUCCCUAUGUAACUUUAGUAGAAGGCCCAGCUGGGCCCUUUAGCUAAAUACAUAUAUCAGAAAAAAUACACAGAGCGAAGACUUUUGGUUUGGGAGAGAGUGUGUUAUUGUCACCUGACCAUGCUUUCUCCUGCUGUGCUGACAGACAGUAGACCAAUUUUAGGUAUUAGGCCUACUUAGUAACCUAGUCUUGUGAGAGUGACAUAAAGCCUAACCUGCCCCAGGAGGUCUUAUACCCUGUAAGCUCAGUGUUUCAGUGCCAGGGCAUUGAAGAGGGAGGAAACAUUUCCUCAUCACACCAUAGGGUGUUGAAGUUCAAGUUUACAUUACUUGAGAAUCACGAAUUCAUAUCACAGAUCAAUAUUGAUACAAUGACACCACCAGACACACAGAACACCGCGUGUUAAUGUGCUUCAGUUCUUUCGUGUGUGUGUGGGUGUUUGUCCUUUUGACCUCUAGAAUAUUUGGGUUCUCUGUACUUCUAUAUGGAUCUAAAUCAAGUAUUGUAAAUGUGUGUGUUGCAGGAGGCAGGCUGUGCCUAUGUGAUAGCCCUGAUGGCAGUGUACUGGUGCACUGAGGUACUGCCGCUGGCUGUGACUGCUCUCCUGCCCGCUGUCCUCUUCCCUCUGUUUGGCAUCAUGGAGUCCAAGCAGGUACGCUUCCCUCACACAUGCACGCACACACACACACACACACACACACAAACACACAUGCUCACACACAAAGACAAUCUCUCACAAAUGUGUGUAUCAGGUGUGUAUGCAGUACCUGAAGGACACCAACAUGCUGUUUGUGGGCGGGCUGAUGGUGGCUGUUGCCGUGGAGACAUGGAAUCUUCACAAGCGCAUUGCCCUCAGAGUUCUACUUGUUGUGGGGGUGCGGCCUGCCCUGUGAGUAGCACAUCACAGGUGUCUGUCUAUCAAUUGUUCAAGUAUCAAAUCAGGAUUGUCUGCAAAAUUCAAGAACAUGUAAGCCCACUGAGCUAAAGCCUUGCAUUCUUUCCUCCUUCUCCACUUCCUCUUUUCUUUCUCUGAUACACCUUCCCCUCCUCCGCUGUCCCCACCAGUCUAAUGCUAGGGUUCAUGGGUGUGACAGCGUUCCUGUCCAUGUGGAUCAGUAACACAGCCACCACAGCUAUGAUGGUCCCCAUUGUCCAGGCUGUCCUGGAGCAGCUCAACAGCCCACGAAAGGGGGAGAACACCCUGCACACCCCUCAGAGCCAGGAGAAUGGUACGACUACUGAGGAAAAACUGGAGAACAGUUCGACCCCACAGAACACACUUAAGAUCCAGGACAAUCACAUCCCACUGGAGAAACCAGCCUCAAAAGAUAAACUGGACUCCCCAGACAAACUAGUUCCUCAGGACAACUCUCUGACUGAUGGGAAGCCAGGUGAGGUGCAGGGCACUGGGCUGGGGUCUGGGUGAGGCUGGAGCACUACUUUCUCACCAAUACACCAUAACACAGUUAAAUGGCGAUUUCCAACAAUUAUAGACAUAGGCUAAAUGUAUAUAGGCAACAGGCAAACUAUAGCCUGCCUAGCUAACAACUUUGGCCUUGACCUCUUGGUGGUCCUGAUUCCCAAACUUCUUUAAUAUAUAGUGGUUUUGUCUCCCCCUUCCUCUCUGUAUACAGUGGUAGUGUCCAUGGUCUUGAAGGAAGGGACUGAAGCAGAGGAGCAGGUUGGGGAGGAAGAGGAGGAGAAGGAGAGGAUGAAGAUGUGUAAAGGCCUGACGUUGUGUGUGUGUUACGCUGCCAGCAUCGGAGGCACUGCCACUCUCACUGGCACCGGACCCAACCUCGUCCUCACAGGGCAGAUGAGCCAGUAUGUUCCUCUCUCUCUCUCACACUCACACACACACACACACACACACACACACACACACACAGACACGCGUACCUCUCACAGACACACACCUCACAAAUGUUAGUGCAUGUAUAUCCCAUAGCUAUGAACAUAGAUAUGGGGGUCUGAACAUAUCAUGUUGAUCAACUGACAUUUGAUGUUUGACAUUUUUGAGAAGUUAUGUUCUUAACAGAAACCCAAUGUCAGACUCUUCCCUCAGAACGGUGACGUGAUUAACUUUGCCUCGUGGUUCGCCUUUGCCUUCCCCACCAUGUUGCUAAUGCUAACACUGGCCUGGCUCUGGCUCCAGCUCGUCUUCAUCGGCUUCAAGUGAGUGACCUGGCAAGAGCAUCACAGGCACUACUUUAACUCUACUCUCUCCUCUCUCUCAGUUCAACCAUGACAUGAUAUCUGUAAAGGUUUGCAUAGGCAAAAUAGGGGUAAUAUGUCUCUCUCACUCACUCUGCUUCUUAUCUGACCUAUUAUUGUAAAUAAUCUCUCUUUCACUCAGUUUGUCUUUCUCUCACCCCCUUCUCUUUUCCUCCCCCAGUAAUUUCUCUCAUUCCUGUCACCCCCUCCUCCUCUCCAGUCUGAAGCGUACGUGGGGCUGUGGUGCUGUGCAGUCAGAGAAGGAGCGUGCAGCAUAUGAUUUGAUCCGUGAGGAGCAUCGUCGUCUGGGACCCAUGUCUUAUGGAGAGCUUAGUGUCCUGGGGCUCUUCAUCCUGCUGGUGGUGCUUUGGUUCACACGAAGCCCAGGCUUCAUCGACGGAUGGGCAACCCACGUCUUCAACGCCAAGGCAGAGUAUGUAACACACACACACCACAGUGAAAUACUGUACACACCAUACAUACUCAACCACACAGACACACAAAACACUAGCAGGUGGAAAUAUGCAAACACAUGCACAGUAACACAAGCCUGAUCUGAUCUGAAGGAUAGGUGAACUGAGUUGUCUUUAGACCCAGAACCUUCCAUUAGACCAAGUGUCAGGACACAGGAAACAGGAGAAAACAAACACAGAUGGACAAAAUAUGUCAUUCUGUGUUGCAUCAAUACACGUGUUCUAAACUUUGACACACAAAAACACACUCUCACCUGCACACACACACACUGUAACCAGCACACACAGAGUCCAGGAAACAUGAUCUCACUAGAGUGAAUGAGAGAGAAAAGCACACUUCUUUAUGACAAACAGAUCGAUGGGCAGGAGAGGCACACACUACGUUUUGGGCAAUUCCACGGUAACGGAAUUAUGCUUUGACUCAGAUUAACUUUCAAAUGUAUGCCAAACAAAAACCAUUGAUUUCAAAGUUUAACAAACCAUACAACUUUAUGCACAAGGACUUCUUUGUACAAUUUACACAGAACAUUUCACAAAAACACAUUUACUGGAAGUCCGGUGCAGAUGCAAACAGUAAACUCUCCCUCAGUUUUUUAUGCAACCACGUUUUCCAAAAACUCUGUUAAAGCAGCAAUAUUUAACUUUUUGGGCUACCCCACCAAAUUCACAUAGAAAUGUGAGUUAUAGAUCUGUCAUUCUCAUUGAAAGCAAGUCUAAGAAGCGGUAGAUAUGUUCUAUGUGUGCUAUUUCUAUUCUUCCCCUACUUAAGUUUCGUUUUUGCGUCUUUUACUUUCGGUUUUGUACACCAACUUCAAAAAGCUGAAAUUACAGUAUUUUGGGUUAUUGAAAAUAUAUUUCACAGCGGUUUAGAUGGUACAAUGAUUCUCUACACUAAACAUUGCUUGUUUUGUCAAAUAAAUGGAGAGAUGGUGGAGCGAUUUCUGAAUAUUGCACCUUUAAAUAUCUGCUCCGAAUUAAGAUUCAAAGAUGCCUGCAGAAAGAAUAGGGUGUCAGCUAUGACAUGACACCUUGAGUAAAAAAUAAUAAUAAUUGGGUUAUUGAACUACAGUAGGUGAAGUUGAUUUACAUCCAGUAACGAAAUUUCGGUAACGGAAUUACAUCAUGAGUCCAUGAUCUGUACCAUACAGGAAUUAAUAUCAUUCUCUUCAUGUUGACGUAUUCUGAAUAGGUACACAAAGGUAGAAAUAUGCUAUUUAUAUUUUUUUGCAUAUUUGGGUAUUAGUCCACACACUGGCUUUGAUUGUAAUGAGCUCCGGCCCCAAACAAGACCACAUUUGGUUGGUCCGGACCAGACCAAAUCCUAAAACAAUCAUACAUCUGUUUCACAAGUUUGGAAACAGAUGUACAGUACAGUAAAGUAGAUAUGUUCAGUACAGUAGAGUACAGUACAACACAGUACAUUAUAUUGUACUCUACGCUAGUGUGCUCUACUGUAGUGUACAGUACUGUUCUCUACUUUUCUUUACUGUACUGUUCUGUAUUGUAAUGUACUGUUCUCUGCUGUGCUCUACUGUACUGUGAUGUCCAAACUUGUGAAUCAUAGACGUCUAUGAUUGGUUCAGAUCUGGUCCGGACAGGGCGGAAUGACCAGAUUUCAACUACUUUUCAACAUCCAUGGACGUCCGGUGUCGGUCGGUGCUCAGUGGGUAAGGAUGCUUGUUCAAGUAAAUGGAAAUAGGGUAGGUGGUAGGGUGUCAUGGUAAGUGUCAGUAAGACCCAGGAGAGGUGGCAUUACCUGGAGAGAGAGAGAAGAGAGAGAGGGAGAGAGCGGCAGAGAAAGAGAGCGGGAGAGUUAGAGGGGGGAGGGGUUGUCCAGACUUUUUUCACGGUCUUGCUUUGACCACCAGACGACAGAAAGAUAAAUCAAAUUUGUUAUGAGCUGAACAUAACAGUGUGCCAGACUAGUAAUAGGUGAACCAACUGUGGUUUGUGACAAAGAUUAUUUCCCAUUGGAGCCAGUUCAAUUGCAUCAAUUCUGUUACAGCUUUUUUGGUAAUUCUGUUACCAAACUACGAGUUUUAAUCACUUAAUAAUUCAUAAACUUGAUAGCAGUAAAAAACAUUAUAACUAUUUGGUAGGUCUACCUUUACAUGUUACUUCUGUGAACUUUCUCAUGAGGGAGAGAAAUAACAAAAAUAUCUUAAAGAUACUGUAUGUGGGUUUUUGGUAACGGAUUUACAAGGCACAAGGCAAUGUUUCUUAAUUUUACAGAAGGCAAAUCAUUUCAUAUUAGUUGCCAAGGGUCUUUACUUCAACAUUAUUGUGUUUUCAUAUAUUUCUAAUUCCUUUUAAGAGUUUUUCUCGUAGAUGUUUUCUAAGACGCCUUUUCUAUCUGUUUGACCAGACAUCAACGACUUCGCUUAUUCCUAAUUUUUAGGAUGGAAAAUGGUUGGAAAAUGUAUAUAUGCCUUAAUUUCUCAAAAAUAUAGACUCUUAGCUUUCAUUUGACAUGCAAUGUGACAUGCUCCUAUGAACUUCACAUGUUGGUGCUCAUGGGUCCUUUUAGAUGGAAAUGACCUUCUCUUUUCUGGUCAUGUGACCUCCCUAACACAUAGGGCAUAUGUGACGUCUGUCAAUUUAUGAAUUGGCACAUCACCAUGGAAACACUUGUUGAUUCUAACAGAAUCCUGGAUCAAACUGGGGCUAUGGUCAUCAAACAUGCUCUGUCCUUUACAUCAAUCCACUCUGUCAUCACAUUGUCAUUGGGUCAGAAUUAGUUAGUGUUCAAAAAAGGAUUGGAGGGCCCCUCCCCGGCCUCCCUCUGCACCUUUUCCCAACUCCUAACCCCUAUAUUCCCCUACCCUGCUGCCCCCUAACCCCACACAGUCUGACCCCUAACCUCUAACCUCUCCUCUCCCCUCUCCAGGUUUGUGACUGAUGCCACAGUGGCAGUAUUUGUUGCCGUGCUGCUGUUCGUCUUGCCCUCUGAGCCCCCCCGCUACCUCUGCUUCUGGAGAACACAGCGCUUUGACACAGGUGAUACACGCACACGCAUUCAUAAACACACACACACUCACACUGUAGACCAGUGGUUCCCAAACUAGGGGUCGCGACCCGCCUGAUAUGAAAAUGGGUUCGCAGGAGAAUUUCCAAAAUCCUGAAAAAAAAAAUAUCAAAUUCAACAAGAGCGCGCCCUUAGAUCAUGGGAAAAGGCCACACUUGACCAUUGCACUUGAAUCAUUCCCACGGUGAAUGGCUAGGCCCGCUACGCUACAAAACCAAACACUAUUGCAGAGACUUUGAUAUUACCGGCCGCAAUUGAUAUGGUGAAAACAAUGUGUGAGGAGGCAGAAGCACAGAAACUCACAUCAAUAUCUUUGUCAGAUAACACUGUUAAACUGUCACGGUUUUCUAAGCCAGAAGCCAGAAGCAGACCAGGACAAGGUGAGUUGAACGAAGGUGAGUAUUUAUUAACAGAUCCAAAAAACGAUGCAGAAUAAUCCAGGGAACAGAGUGGGUGGCGGAGAUGAGUUGGUGGAGGUGAAGUGGCAGAUCCAAUGAUGGCUCGGCAGCCGCUGACAACCAGGCAGGGGUUGGGUGAAGGUUCCGGGAGAAUGACUGUAGACAGAAACAAACGGAGGUAAGUACACGGCAAGCCAACAAGGUGCAAAACAACAAAACUAACGCUAGUAACUCAGAGGCUGAUACGCUGACAAACAUACUGUUCAUGGCUAACGAUCCGGCAGGGAAUGGAUGUCAGGUCAGAGCUUAUGAAGGGUGAUGAUCAGGACCAGGUGUGCCGAUAGCUGAUGAGAUGCAGGUAAUCGGGAGAUCUCCCGCCUAGCAACGUCGCCCGGCAACCAGGCAGGGAGCGUUCAAGAACCUUCAGGAAACAGGAGAUUCAGAGCAGAAAAACGGCAACACAGGCAGGAACCGACUCAGGGUUCAUGACAGUACCCCCCUCCGACGAACGCCACCGGGCGGACUACCCGGAGCGCCAGGAUGGAGGCGGUAGAAGUCACGAAGGAGGUCAGCAUCAAGGAUCUGACGCCGAGGAAUCCAACUCCUCUCUUCAGGACCAUACCCCUCCCAGUCCACGAGAUACUGGAAACCCCGGCCCCGCCAUCUGGAAUCCAUAAUGCGGCGCACCGUGUAGGCAGGACCACCUCCGAUCAUCCGAGGGGGAGGAGGAGGAGGCGGAGGGGGCAACAGAGGACUGAGGAGAACAGGCUUGAGGCAGGAGACAUGAAAGGUGGGAUGGACUCUGAGCGUUCUAGGUAACUUGAGUCGAACCGCAACAGGAUUGAUCACUCUCUCCACCACAAACGGACCAAUGAACUUCGGUGACAGUUUCUUAGACUCAGUCCGCAGGGGAAGAUCCCGUGUAGCCAACCAGACCCUAUCUCCGAUGGAAUAGGUGGGGGCGGGAAUCCGGCGACAAUUCGCCUGGAGCUGAUACCGGUCAGAAACUCUAAGGAGGGCCUUUCUGGCCCGAUGCCAGGUCCGGUGGCAACGACGAAUGUGGGCCUGAACAGAGGGCACUGAGAGAUCCUUCUCCUGAGAAGGAAACAAGGGAGGUUGGUAGCCAUACAGGCACUGGAAUGGGAGACAUCCCAGUGGCAGAUGUAGGGAGAGUAUUGUGGGCAUACUCCACCCAAGGCAACUGAGAGACCCAGGAGGUGGGGUUGGAGGAGACAAGGCAGCGUAGCGUGGAUUCCAUCUUCUGGUUGGCUCUCUCCGCCUGACCAUUAGAUUGGGGGUGAAAAUCAGAUGUUAGACUGACUGUAGCUCCAAUGGCCAAACAGAAGGACUUCCAGACAGCAGAGGUAAACUGAGGACCACGGUCGGAAACUGUCACUGGGCAACCCGUGGACCCUGAAAACCUCCCUAACCAGGAUCUCGGACGUCUCAGAGGCAGAGGGAAGCUUGGAAAUGGGCACAAAGUGGGCGAACUUGCUGAAUCUGUCCACGAUAGUCAGAAUGACCGUGUUCCCCUCAGAAGAGGGCAACCCAGUGACAAAGUCCAGGGCCAGAUGCGACCAUGGUCGCCGGGGAAUAGGGAGGGGGUGAAGAAGUCCAGAGCUGGGCCGAUUGGCACUCUUAUUCUGCGCACACACUGGACAGGCAACAACAAACCUCUGAGUAUCUUCUCCCAUGGCAGGCCACCAAAAUCGUCUGCAAAGUAACGCCAUCGUCCGAGCCACGCCAGGGUGACAAGCCAUCUUGCUGGCGUGGGACCAUUGGAGGACAGCAGAACGAACCGACUCAGGCACAAACAACCGACCGGGUGGACCGUUACCGGGACCGGGCUGCGUCCGAAGGGCCGCCAUAACCUCCUCCUCAAUCCUCCACAUAACUGCUCCCACGACACAGUUCCGGGGAAGAAUCGUCUCGGUCUUGGCCCCACUCUCCUCCGUCUUGGAGAACAUCCGGGACAAGGCGUCCGCCUUGCCGUUCUUAGACCCAGGUCAGAACGUCAGGGAAAAAUUAAAGCGUCCGAAAAACAAAGCCCACCUGGCCUGACGGGAGUUGAGACGUCUAGCCGAUUGCACGUAAGCAAGAUUCUUGUGGUCAGUCCAGACAAUAAACGGUUGCUCCGCCCCCUCCAACCAGUGGCGCGAGAAGCUCACCGCGAGAAGCUCCCGGUUACCCACAUCGUAGUUCCUCUCCGCAGACGAAAGACGACGAGAGUAGUAGGCGCAGGGAUGGAGUUUACCGUCAGUGGAGCGUCGCUGGGACAGGAUGGCGCCAACCCCCACAUCAGACGCAUCCACUUCAAUGACGAACUGACGGGCCGUGUCAGGUUGAGAGAGAAUCGGUGCGUUGGUGAAUCGCCUCUUCAAAUCCAGGAAAGCUCGGUCCGCCUCAGGAUUCCAACUGAAGGUCCUGGUACUGGAAGUCAGAGCAGUUAAAGGAGCGGCCACACGGCUGUAAUCACGGAUAAAUCUCCGAUAGAAAUUCGCUAACCCCAGAAACCUCUGGAGCUGCAAUCUCGUACCGGGCUGGGCCCAAUCCAGAACCGCCCUAACCUUCUCUUGGUCCAUCCCAAUCUCUCCCCUGGAGAUGAUGUAUCCGAGGAAGGAUGUAGUGUGGGCGUGAAAUUCACACUUCUCGGCCUUCACAAACAGGCGAUUCUCCAGCAAUCGCUGCAGAACCUGCUUGACAUGCUGGACGUGGCUGGAAGGUUCCUUCGAGAAAAUAAGAAUGUCAUCCAGGUAAACAAACACAAAAAGACCGAUCAUAUCUCCCAGGACGUCAUUCACCAUACUCUGGAACACUGCUGGAGCAUUAGUCAGUCCAAACGGCAUCACCUGAUACUCGAAGUGACCCAUCGGUGUAUUGAAACCCGUCAACCACUCGUCCCCCUCUCUGAUCCGGACCAGAUGAUACGCAUUGCGUAGGUCCAGCUUGGUGAACACAGUAGCACCCUGUAAGGAGUAGAAAGCAGAACUCAUCAAGGGCAGGGGAUACUUGUUCUUGACCGUGAUAUCAUUCAUCCCCCGAUAAUCAAUACACGGUCGAAGAGAGCCAUCCUUCUUACCCACAAAGAAGAAUCCUGCCCCCAGGGGUGAUGACGAGGGACGAAUGAGACCAGCAGCUAGGGACUCCUUGAUGUAGGUCUCCAAAGCUUCACGUUCAGGUCGGGAGAUGCUGUAUAACCGUCCCUUGGGAUAGGCAGCCCCAGGGAACAGGUUAAUGGCACAAUCAUAUGGUCGGUGGGGAGGGAGUGACAGAGCCCUCUGCUUACUGAACACUUCCCCCAACUCGUGAUAUGUUUCGGGAACCAGGGACAAAUCUGGGGGGUUAGCCUCAAUGACCUGACUGGGAACAGAAUGGGAACAGGCAGUCUUGAGGCAGUUAGCAUGACAAUCAAUGCUCCAACUAGUUACCUUGCCAGUCACCCAAUCGAACGAGGGAUUGUGUUCCUUCAGCCAGGGGUAUCCAAGGACCAGAGGAACAUGGGGAGAAGACAGAAUGAAGAAUGAGAUAACCUCAGAAUGAUUCCCUGACAACAGCAUCCUAACCGGUUCAGUCCUCAUCGUGAUACGUGCCAGACUACUGCCGUUCAGAGUGGUAGCUUCAAGGGCUUCCGGUAAUCGCUCCUUGGAAAGCCCCAGCUGUUCCACCACGUCGGCAUCAAUAAAGCUGCCAUCGGCACCUGAAUCGACGAAAACGUUAAUCGCUAAACUCUGAUUCCCGUUCAUGAGGGUAGCCGGGAAACAGGGUCUGACAGGGGUAUUGAGAGGUUGUAACUGGCUCGCUAAAAGUCCUCCCAAACUUAGCGAGCCGGGCAGUUUGACGGCCGCUGGGAACAAGUGGAGAUGUAAUGUCCCGAACUCCCACAGUAGAGGCAGCGGUUGGUCUCACGUCUAUGUUGGCGCUCCUCCUUGGUUAACCCGUGCCGCCCCACUUGCAUGGGUUCAGAAUCUGAAGGCAGGACCUCUCCACUAAUCCCGUGUGGUGGACAAUGAUCGACGCGUUCUGGUCCACCUCCUGACCCGACUGGGAACCGAGAAGCUGAUUGAUCGGACGGGCCCCAUUGCUUCUCCCUCCUUCUCUCUCGGACUCUGUUAUCCACCCGAAUAGACAAAGCUACCAAACUGUCCAGGUCACUAGGCUCCGGGUAGGAGAUCAGCUCAUCCUUGAGUUGCUCCGACAACCCCUGAUAAAAGGCCGCUUGCAGUGACUCUUCAUUCCACCCACUCUCCACAGCCAAUGUCCUGAAUUCGAUUGCGAAGUCGGCGACGCUGCGAGCUCCUUGGCGAAGAGAGAACAGGCGCUUAGCUACGUCCUUACCUCGGACUGGAUGGUCAAACAGCCUCCUCACCUCUGCCGUGAACUCCUGGUAUGACGCCAUGCAGGUGUCCUGUCGUUCCCACACGGCUGAAGCCCACUCCAGGGCUCUACCACGCAGCAAUUCAAUCACAAAGGCUGUCCUAGCCUUGUCUGUGGCGUACGUGUGGGGCUGUAGAUCGAACACUAAUCCACACUGCAUAAGAAAGGAACGGCAUCUUCCCAAAUCCCCUUCAUACUUAUCAGGCGUCGGAACCUUGGGCUCACGGAAGGGCACAGCUCCAGAAGCGGUAGGCGAAAGGGGUGAAACCGGUAGUGGAUUCUCCACCGGCAACCUGAGCUGAGCCUGGAGCUUCGUCAGACUGGUCGAAAAGUUCCGAACUGACAACGCUAUCUCCUGUAGCGCCGUGCUGUGUUGUCCCAACAUCCUUUCCUGAUGGGUAAUGGCAUGGCGAACAGAGUCCAGGUCCGCUGGGUUCAUUUCUGGCCGGAUCGUUCUGUCACGGUUUUCUAAGCCAGAACCCAGAAGCAGACCAGGACAAGGUGAGUUGAACGAAGGUGAGUAUUUAUUAACAGAUCCAAAAAACGAUGCAGAAUAAUCCAGGGAACAGAGCGGGUGGCGGAGAUGAGUUGGUGGAGGUGAAGUGGCAGAUCCAAUGAUGGCUCGGCAGCCGCCGACAACCAGGCAGGGGUUGGGUGAAGGUUCCGGGAGAAUGACUGUAGACAGAAACAAACGGAGGUAAGUACACGGCAAGCCAACAAGGUGCAAAACAACAAAACUAACGCUAGUAACUCAGAGGCUGAUACGCUGACAAACAUACUGUUCAUGGCUAACGAUCCGGCAGGGAAUGGAUGUCAGGUCAGAGCUUAUGAAGGGUGAUGAUCAGGACCAGGUGUGCCGAUAGCUGAUGAGAUGCAGGUGCGGGUAAUCGGGAGAUCUCCCGCCUAGCAACGUCGCCCGGCAACCAGGCAGGGAGCGUUCAAGAACCUUCAGGAAACAGGAGAUUCAGAGCAGAAAAACGGCAACACAGGCAGGAACCGACUCAGGACGCAGGGUUCAUGACAUAAACAAAUAAUUUAUGCUCUGACUGAACGACUCAAAAACUCUGCAGCUUAUGCUCUAACAAAUGGACAUUAGCUGUGAAGGCCGAGAUGCAUUGACUUUUGUUCGCUACAUGUCGGGGGAUGUUAUUCACGAGGACAUAUUGUUCUGUCUCACGAUUCCCAAGCAUGAAACGGCAUAGGGGAUGUUCAGUGUGCUGUGUGGCUAUAUUGACGAAAAACAGAUUCCAUGGGAUCGAAUUGUGGGCUUUUGCACCGAUGGGGCUCCAUCUAUGGCGGGAGGCGGGCAGGCCUCUGCACUCUAGAGCGAGAGCAAGUGGCGGCAAAAGAGUAUAUAUGCAGUAUAUUGCAGCAGGUAACUGUGCGCACCGAUGUUCACAAAACUAUGUGGAGAUAUGGGAUCAGAGCACGACAAUGUUCUAUUUCACACCGAGGCUUGGUUGUUAUCGAAUGGGAGUGUUGGAAAGAUUUUUCGCAUUGAGAGAGGAACUGUUGUCUUUCACAAUAGAUGUAAAACAAACAGACUUGGUUGACUUUCUGUGUAAUAAAAAGAAAAUAACAGAAAACAGCAUCAGUAAGUGUCCCACACGUGUGAUGACUGCUCACCUCCAACGCUUGGAAGAGCAUUUUGGGACCUACUUUCCAAUCCGUUUGACUGUGAUCCUGGCUCAGUUGACAUGGCGGUGAGUGAAAUCAAACAGCUGAUCUAGUUGUCAUGUGACCGAAUGCAUUCACGGGUCACUACAAAGGAGUUUUGGUUCCUGACUCAAAGGGAAUACCCUGCCGUCUCCCUCUGAGCAUUAAUGCCGCAUUCAAAACAACUGGGAACUGGGAACUCGUAAAUCUCCGACUUCCGACUUCAGUGCGUUCAAGACAACUGGGAACUCGGAAAGAAAUGAGCUCCGACUGGGAAAAACGGUCAUCCAACUCGGAAUUCCAACUCGGGAAAUCUGGCCUCUUUCUAGAGCUCUGACUUUCCGACCUAAAGAUCAAUGACGUCAUGAUUUGACCUUGUAUUUUUCCGAGUUCCCAGUUAUCUUGAAAGCACCAUAAAACUCAUGGUAGGCUAUAUCUGUGUGAAGCCGGAUUCAGUGCUCUCGUCUGAAUUAAAACCAAAUAUCGAUCCAGGUUGGAUAUGACAGCAGAGAUGAGGUGUGCAUUGUCGACCCAGACUUUGAGAAGCUCCGACGCAACAUGCAUCAAGCACACCCAUCUCAUUAGUGGUGAGAUAAGAUACAUUAUGUCAGACUAAUUUGCAAUUGACUGUCUUAGCCCCACAUUAAAAGUAUGUGAUGGUGAGUGGAGAAGACAAUCAGAAAUACUGUUAGAAUGUUUUUCAAUUGACUGUCAUAGCCCCAAAUAAAAAAAUUUACAUUGGCUGUUAAGUACAGUGAGGGAAAAAAGUAUUUGAUCCCCUGCUGAUUUUGUACGUUUGCCCACUGACAAAGACAUGAUCAGUCUAUAAUUUUAAUGGUAGGUUUAUUUGAACAGUGAGAGACAGAAUAACAACAAAUAAAUGCAGAAAAACGCAUGUCAAAAAUGUUAUAAAUUGAUUUGCAUUUUAAUGAGGGAAAUAAGUAUUUGACCCCCUCUCAAUCAGAAAGAUUUCUGGCUCCCAGGUGUCUUUUAUACAGGUAACGAGCUGAGAUUAGGAGCACACUCUUAAAGGGAGUGCUCCUAAUCUCAGCUUGUUUCCUGUAUAAAAGACACCUGUCCACAGAAGCAAUCAAUCAAUCAGAUUCCAAACUCUCCACCAUGGCCAAGACCAAAGAGCUCUCCAAGGAUGUCAGGGACAAGAUUGUAGACCUACACAAGGCUGGAAUGGGCUACAAGACUGCCAAGCAGCUUGGUGAGAAGGUGACAACAGUUGGUGCGAUUAUUCGCAAAUGGAAGAAACACAAAAUAACUGUCAAUCUCCCUCGGCCUGGGCCUCCAUGCAAGAUCUCACCUCGUGGAGUUGCAAUGAUCAUGAGAACGGUGAGGAAUCAGCCCAGAACUACACGGGAGGAUCUUGUCAAUGAUCUCAAGGCAGCUGGGACCAUAGUCACCAAGAAAACAAUUGGUAACACACUACGCCGUGAAGGACUGAAAUCCUGCAGCGCCCGCAAGGUCCCCCUGCUCAAGAAAGCACAUAUACAGAACUGGGUGAAAGUGUUGUGGUCAGAUGAGACCAAAAUCGAGCUCUUUUUGCAUCAACUCAACUCGCCGUGUUUGGAGGAGGAGGAAUGCUGCCUAUGACCCCAAGAACACCAUCCCCACCGUCAAACAUGGAGGUGGAAACAUUAUGCUUUGGGGGUGUUUUUCUGCUAAGGGGACAGGAUAACUUCACCGCAUCAAAGGGACGAUGGACGGGGCCAUGUACCGUCAAAUCUUGGGUGAGAACCUCCUUCCCUCAGCCAGGGCAUUGAAAAUGAGUCGUGGAUGGGUAUUCCAGCAUGACAAUGACCCAAAACACACGGCCAAGGCAACAAAGGAGUGGCUCAAGAAGAAGCACAUUAAGGUCCUGGAGUGGCCUAGCCAGUCUCCAGACCUUUAUCCCAUAGAAAAUCUGUGGAGGGAGCUGAAGGUUUGAGUUGCCAAACGUCAGCCUCGAAACCUUAAUGACUUGGAGAAGAUCUGCAAAGAGGAGUGGAACAAAAUCCCUCCUGAGAUGUGUGCAAACCUGGUGGGCAACUACAAGAAACAUCUGACCUCUGUGAUUGCCAACAAGGGUUUUGCCACCAAGUACUAAGUCAUGUUUUGCAGAGGGGUCAAAUACUUAUUUCCCUCAUUAAAAUGCAAAUCAAUUUAUAACAUUUUUGACAUGCGUUUUUCUGCAUUUUUGUUGUUGUUAUUCUGUCUCUCACUGUUCAAAUAAACCUACCAUUAAAAUUAUAGACUGAUCAUGUCUUUGUCAGUGGGCAAACGUACAAAAUCAGCAGGGGAUCAAAUACUUUUUUCCCUCACUGUACAUACUUUUUUUCACAUUGUUGGGGUCGCGAGAAUUUUCAGAUAUCAAAAUGGGGUCUUGGGCCAAAAGAGUUUGGGAACCCCUGCUGUAGACACUGCUUGACAUGUGUGCGCCCCCCUCCACUCAGAGCCCCAGCCCCCCCGCGGCCCCGCCCGUGCCCUGCUGACCUGGCAGGUGACCCAGAGGAAGAUGCCCUGGAGCAUUGUACUGCUGCUAGGAGGAGGCUUCGCACUGGCUAAGGGAAGCGAGGUGUGUGUGUGUGUGUGUGUGUGUGUGUGUGUGCGUGCGUGCGUGCGUGCGUGUAUGUGUGUCCAUGUGUGUGUGUGUAUGUGUGUCCAUGCGUGUGUGUAUGUGUGUCCAUGCGUGUGUGUAUGUGUGUCCAUGCGUGUUUAUAAGCUUCAAUAUGUGUGUGUGUAUCCAUCUAGAUGUCUGGUCUGUCGCGGUGGCUGGGUGAUCAGAUGAUGCCUCUCAGCUCUAUCCCUCCCUGGGCCAUCGCUGUCAUCCUCUGUCUCCUCAUCGCCACCUUCACUGAGUGUGCCAGCAACGUGGCUACCGCUACACUCUUCCUGCCCAUCCUCGCCUCCAUGGUACACACACAACCUCUCUUUCUCCCCCUCUCUCUCACACAGACACUCCCUCGCGCCCUCAUUCUCGGAUCAAGUUUCCUCUUGAUAAAAUUGGAAUGUACUGAAUAGAGCUUGUCAAUAGGGGAUCUGAGCCAGGCCUAUCACUGAAGAGGUUCUCAGAGAGAGAGAGAGAGAAAGAGAGAGGUUAUUUGCACUAAUAGGUCACAUUAGAGGCCAGACAGUGAGACUGUAGCAGCACUGUGUAGAGCUCUCAGCUCUGUUGAUUCAGUAAAGAGAAGCUUUGAUAACUGAGCCAGCACAGAGCCACAUGCACAGACACUCUUAUUCAUCCUAUUCACAUCCACAUUACAGGAUAGUACUACUUGUAUAUGUACUUGUGUGUGCUCAUGUCCAUGCAUUCGUAUGUACGUAAGUGCGAGUGUGUGUUGGUUAAUAUGUGUGUGUUCUAUUGCAGUCCCAGACCAUAGGGGUGAACCCACUGUAUGUGAUGGUACCCUGCACCCUCAGUGCCUCCUUUGCCUUCAUGCUGCCUGUGGCCACGCCUCCUAACGCCAUCGUGUUCUCUUAUGGAUACCUAAAGGUGUCAGACAUGGUGAGAGACCUUGGCUAUCCACCCUCACCGCCAUCCCCUCAACCUACCACCACCUCAACUCUAACCCCCUCUCUCUCCUACAGGCUAAAACGGGUAUAGUGAUGAACAUCAUAGGGAUCCUGUGCAUCACUCUGGCCAUUAACAGCUGG
Messenger RNA from Coregonus sp. 'balchen', 17354 nucleotides. The record is from the annotation of a GenBank genome assembly. Lineage: Eukaryota; Metazoa; Chordata; Actinopteri; Salmoniformes; Salmonidae.